AUGGUUAAGUACGAACUCAGAUAUGUCAAUUUGAACGGUAAAGCCGAAGCGAUCCGUCUUCUUUUUGAAUACGCUAAUGUUAGUUAUGUCGACAAAAGAGAGGAUUAUUUAGAAUAUACAAAAAUCAAACUUGGUAAGACAUACUACAUUUUUAUAUUUGAUUGUAGAUCCACCACUUCCCCGUAUGCCCUACCUCACAGUUGAUGGAAAGUUAGAGAUUUGUUACACUAGCUGUGUAUUAGAAUACCUAGGCGACGUGUUUGGUAUGUUCUUCUAUUAGCUGAUAUUUUGAUUUUUACAGUAUUUUUUGUUUACAUGUCGUUUAAGAAUAUUAAUAAUACGUUUUGUGGUUCAGGGUUGAAUUUGCAUACAGUUGAAGAGCGUGCAUUAGCUAGAGUUUGGGGUGUAAGAUUAAACGAUUACAUAAAUGAAUUGAAACCAUUGUAUUAUGCAAAACUAUACAGCGAACAACAGCACAACGUAGGUUUUUAAAAAAUUUUAGAUUUUUAUUCCAGUUUUACAAAAUUUACAAUUACAGUUAGAAAAUGCAAUAAGUACAACGUAUGAAAAAGUAAUGAUGCAAGACUUUUGCGUUCUUAUGGAAACACAAAUAAAAUUGAACGGCUCCGGAUUUAUUGUUGGCAAAAAGGUAAUAAUUUGCGGUACUUUGAGUUAAACUCUGUUUCAUUCUGAUCCAGCGCAAACUUUUUAUCAAACAUGGAAUGAUUAUAUAAAUAUAGGCAUCAUAAAUAUAAGACUAUCAGAAGAAUACUAAAGUAAAUCGCGCUUUCCAGUGAAUCUCGGGAAAAUCGAGAUCAAAUAAAUUAAUUUUUUAAGUUUCCGCCAAAUUGGCAUUGUGUUUCAAUCCUGUAACUUACAAUUAAAGUACUCAACCUGCAGCUCUCAGAAUUAGCUCAAAAUUUUUAUACAGAUUCUUUGUAUUACUAGUAGCACAUGUAAAAACUCUUUGCUUGCGGUUCUGUUUCAAUAUUAAUAUAGUUAAAUUUUCCGCCAGUUUGGCAAGUUUGGCAUUGUGUUGCAAGCAUUUUUUUAUGUUCCCGAUAAGAUCAGCUGGUAAAUUUAAAUUGCAGGUUCUUUUGAAGCUUUUCUAUCAUUAUAUCAAAGAUAAAUAGUUAAAAGUCAAAAAAUGAGGAAGUUAAAAGCUUGAAACACUAUGCUAACUUGGCGGGAAAUUCAAACGCGAUUUUUUGUUCGCGAUUUUCUCAAGCCUGACCACAAACCACAACUUAGAAUUUUGCGUAGGAUCUUACAUUUACAUGAUCUCACAAUUAUAAUAAAACAAUUUAAACGAAAUUUGAGCGUUGUAGUUCGGGUACCUUCCUUGUUAGUAAUUUUUUGAUUUUUUAUUGUUUUUUGAUAUACUAGUAGAAAACCUUUCAAUUGACCUACAAUUUUUAAUUUUAAGCGUAGCUUAUAUGGGAAAACCAAAAAAGUGUUUGAAACACAAAAUUUACCGAAUUAGCGGAAAACUUAAAUAAUUUCCCGUCAAAACGUCCGGCCUUGUAUAUGACCUAUACUAAUGGUAACUAAUAAUUUAGCUGUCUUGGAUUGAUUUCUAUGUGGCUCACUUUGUGGACAUGAACAUGAAACUGGUUCAGAAUGCAGAUUAUUCAAGGUUUCCAUAUAUUUUGAAACACAAGAACAUGUUCUUCAAGCUACCACAGCUUACUAAUUAUUUAAAAAACCGUGUACAAGAAAUUUUGUAA
Molecule: messenger RNA, 1727 nt
Organism: Bursaphelenchus okinawaensis
Lineage: Eukaryota; Metazoa; Nematoda; Chromadorea; Rhabditida; Aphelenchoididae
Source: the annotation of a GenBank genome assembly